UCUCAUCUUAAUUCUCUCUUACUCCCCUCAACUACUACGCGUGUGUGUAUAUAUGUAUUCUUGUUCCACUCCGGAUUCUCUCCCUGCCUAUAAGCAGAAGUCGGCGCCGAGAGUGAAGAAUGAGCUGCAACGGCUGCCGCGUCCUCCGCAAGGGCUGCAGCGCGGGCUGCGCCAUCCGGUCGUGCCUGCAGUGGAUCCGCAGCCCCAACUCCCAGGCCAAUGCCACCGUCUUCCUCGCCAAGUUCUACGGCCGCGCCGGCCUCCUCAACCUCAUCUCCUCCUGUCCCCUCCACCUCCGCUCAUCUAUUUUUCAGUCGUUGUUAUAUGAGGCCUGCGGUCGGGUUCUAGACCCGGUCUGUGGGUCCGUCGGCCUGCUGUGGUCCGGCAAUUGGCAACUCUGCCAAGCCGCCGUUGAGGCCGUCUUGAAAGGCGUGCCAAUCACGCGAACGCCCGCAACGUUGUCCGGCGGCGGGGUCCCGCCACUCAAGACCUACGACAUCCGCCACGUGGCCAAGAACACCGACCGGCUUGGUGCCGCCGCCAAGUCCCGGUCCCGGUUCAAGCGGUCCGGAUCGGCACGCCGCAAGCCCGAAGUGGAACUCGUUGACUGGACCGAGUUUCACCCGGCCGAGCCGAGCCACGAAUCGGACCGGGAAAGUGAUAGCAAAGGUGGUCCGGUCGGGUCCGCCGACGGUUCGCAUGUGAGCCAAGCCGAGCCGAUACGAGCCAAGCUGGUGCUCGGCGUGGAGGAGAAUUGCGGCGUGGCCUUGGAUCUCAGCUUGAGCCUUCUCACAGCGGUUCAACCCGCCUGACCGGGAGCCGGUCCGGUUGAGCCGGACCGCUGGUCCAGUGAGGACCAAUUAAAAUAUGACACGCGUCCACCGGAGCGCCCUGUUUUACUAAUUAUUUCCAUAUGUUGAACUUUUAUUUUAAUUUUUGUUAGCUGCCUCUCAAAAAUGAUUUGGUUUGUGGAGAAUGAUUAUGAUCAACACG
Ananas comosus (pineapple) is the source of this 993-nucleotide messenger RNA. Its product is annotated as LOB domain-containing protein 41-like. The transcript has 2 exons. Gene Ontology annotation, biological process: regulation of gene expression. The coding region runs from base 120 to 812 and encodes 230 amino acids. NCBI's taxonomy places the organism in Eukaryota, Viridiplantae, Streptophyta, Magnoliopsida, Poales, Bromeliaceae. The record is from RefSeq and is a predicted model, not a curated record.